GCGCCACGGCAGGGCAACUCAGCAUCUCACACACACACACACACACACACACACACACACACACACACACACACACACACACACACACACAUGCACACGCACACACACUCCUGAGGAUGCAAUGAGAGGAGACAAGAGGGAGGCAUGAGCCGGACCUUCUAUUUUUUCUCCCUUUCCCUCCUACUUCCAGCGUUCAUGAGGGACAAGGGAGAGAAAUGUGAGCUUUCUAUUAGGAGGUGGAGAGACAGAGCGAGAGAAGGGUGAGGGGGGGGGGAUGGAGGGAGGAAGAAUGGGAGGAGGAAGCGGGAGAGUUAGAAAGAGGUGCACCGACACGAUGCGCAGACACAGACACGAGAAGAGGCGCAAGGGAAGGAGAAAUGAAGAAAGUAGGCAGAUGUGGACACAGAUAGAGAGAUAGUCGUAGCGAGAGACUUCUUCUCAUCAGCCGCCAGCGAGGGACGCAUCAUGAAGUCUCAGCAGAAGUGCAUCGUGGUCUUUGCCCUGCUGUGCUGCUUCGCUGUGCUCGUGGCGCUCAUCUUCUCGGCCGUGGACAUUUGGGGCGAGGACGAGGACGGCAUCACCGAGGACAACUGCAGCCGGGACUGCAGAGCCGUCGUGGUGGAGAACAUCCCGGAAGACGUCUCCUUCUCCAACAGCAGCGCGUCCCACCUCCCGCUCUCGGAGGGGCUUCUCGGCCUCCUGGAUCGGGCCGUCCGCGUGGUGGAGAUCGUUUCGCCCGCGUGGCUCCUCAACUCCUCCCAAUACGAGUCCGGCUUCCAGCCCGCGGCCAGACAGGGCGGACUUCUGCUGUCCAGGCUGCAGGCGCUCAAGUCCCAGAAAAUCCAGCUCAAGGUCUCAAGCGGGAUGGUGGACUCGGCGGAGCUCAAGACGCUGGCCGCACACGGCGCCGAGGUGCACUACGUGAACACGACGGCGCUGACCAAAGGUCGCCUCCACUCGUCCUUCUGGGUGGUGGACAGGAGACACGUCUACGUGGGCAGCGGCGGCAUGGACUGGAGAUCCUUGGCCACGAGGAAGGAGCUGGGUGUGUUGGUGUACAACUGCAGCUGUCUGGCUCUGGACCUCCACAGGGUGUUCAACGUCUACUGGGGGCUCCAGUACAAGGACUUCAUCCCCUCCUUCUGGUCCAAACGCCUCUUUGCCAUCUUCAACAAGGACUCGCCUCUGGAGCUCGCCCUCAACGGCACCAAGGCCCGAGCAUAUGUCUCCACCUCCCCGGAUGUUUUCAUCCCCAAAGACCGAAGCAGUGACUUGGAAGCCAUUUCCUGGGUCAUCAAGGACGCCCGUCAUUUCGUGUACAUCUCCGUCACAGACUACUUGCCCCUGCUCAACAGCGGCGCUUACAGGUACUGGUCUCGUAUCGACGGCUUGCUCCGGGAGGCUCUGAUCCUGAGGAGGGUGCGCGUGCGUCUGCUGAUAAGCUGCUGGGAAAACACCCAUCCGCUGACGUUCAACUUCGUCUGGUCUCUGAGGAGUCUGUGCGUGGAGCAAGCCGACUGCUCGCUGGAAGCCAAGUUCUUCAACCCCAGAGUGCAGAGGGACGGCAGUCUGCGGGGGAUCAACCACAACAGGUUCAUGGUGACGGACAGAGCCAUUUAUUUAGGCAAUCUGGACUGGGUGGGCAACGAGUUCACCCACAACGCGGGCGUCGGCCUGGUCAUCGCUCGGCCCGAGGGCGCCGACGAGGAGAAGAACUCCGCCGUGGUGGAUCAGCUGCGGGCCGCCUUCGAAAGGGACUGGUUUUCCGGCUACGCCCGCUCCCUCCAGCCCAACAAGAUCCCCGUCUGCAGCAAGCGGCAGAUGGACCGAGAGGGAGCGGCCAAAGGCGGCCGGCCGAACGGCGGCCCGCCGCCGCCCGUCGGGACCGCGAGAAACGAGCCCCGAGACGGCAAAGACAAGCGCCGCGACGCGGUCCGGAGGGAGACGGACACGCCCAUGGCCGUUGGAAACCGGAGAGUCACUCGCCUUCAGCGUUUACGGGCGCGGAUCAAAAGGACUGCGCCGGAGCGCCCGAAGGAAGCCGGCAAUCCGUCGCCCGGGAGUGGGCGGGGCUCCGACGGAUGCCUGUAAACGGCGGCAAUCCAAAGCGCGGCUUCUGCUGGAAUCAGAAUGGGGCGCUUUUGGCUAACACCUUGCGGUGAAGCGCCAGCUUGUUUUUAGAGAAGGUUGAGAGACGGAGACCAAGUCAGGACGGACUUUCCGCGUUGCUCUCGUGCCGCUUCGGGUCAGCUCGCCUGAAGAUUUCGAGCGAGCGGCGCGCCGGACGGGUGCGUCUGCAUCACCGUUCUGACUUCAUCUCCAGCCUUCCGAUGAGGAGUCGCGCGUUCCGCCCGUACUCCAUUUUGUCCGGCCUCCUCCAAAAACGUGCAUGUUCGCUUCACCGAUGACUCUGAAUCGGGGGUGUUUUCCUUGUGGGUCAAGGGUCGCCCCGAGGGGGCUGGUUAUAAUG
Messenger RNA from Hippocampus zosterae (dwarf seahorse), 2470 nucleotides. Its product is annotated as inactive phospholipase D5-like. Lineage: Eukaryota; Metazoa; Chordata; Actinopteri; Syngnathiformes; Syngnathidae. The transcript is spliced from 10 exons. The record is from RefSeq and is a predicted model, not a curated record. Gene Ontology annotation, molecular function: catalytic activity. The coding region runs from base 466 to 2091 and encodes 541 amino acids.